This is a messenger RNA of Trifolium pratense (red clover), 1790 nucleotides long. RefSeq names its product dof zinc finger protein DOF5.7. Lineage: Eukaryota; Viridiplantae; Streptophyta; Magnoliopsida; Fabales; Fabaceae. The transcript has a single exon. The record is from RefSeq and is a predicted model, not a curated record. The coding region runs from base 406 to 1488 and encodes 360 amino acids. Gene Ontology annotation, molecular function: DNA-binding transcription factor activity; DNA binding. Gene Ontology annotation, biological process: regulation of DNA-templated transcription.
CUGUUUUGGAUGAUCUAGUGCCAUCUGUGCCCCACUUUCUCCGUCUCUAUACCUCUCUUCUUCCAUAUCCCAUCCCAUAUAUACACAAUUAUGUCUAUACACAACACACACAUGCAGCUUUCUUUAUUCCAUUAGAUCUGAAAAAGACUACUUACCCAACUUCACAUACAAAAAACUUCUCAUUCACCCUCUUUCAUUACAAUCACAAGUUUAACAAACAAACAAAAAAAAAAAACCAACUCAUCAAAACUCAACAACACCACCAUGCAUAUUCAAUUUCUCAAUAUCUUUGCCUCUUCUAAAAGAAACUGAAAAAAUAAAAUUAUUACAUCUUUUUUCCACCCCAUUAGGCUAAAGUUUCUUACUUUACUCCCAAAACUCUAUCUCUCAACAAAAAAUAAAACAAUGUCACCUGAUGAAACAAAAACCUCAAAAUCUCCAAAAGACAAAGACAACAACCAACAAGGUUCUGGUGGUGGUGGUGGUAAGAAAACAUGUUCAUCAUCUUCAACUUCAACAACAAAACCACCACAUGAACAAAACAUGAAGUGUCCAAGAUGUGAUUCACCAAACACAAAAUUCUGCUACUACAACAACUAUAGCUUAACACAACCAAGACAUUUCUGCAAAACAUGUAGAAGAUAUUGGACUAAAGGUGGAGCUUUACGCAACGUUCCGAUCGGCGGCGGAUGUAGAAAAAACAAGAAAAUGAGACCAUCAUCAUCAUCAUCAAGAUUCUCUUGUGAUAAUUCAAAAGACUCUGCUUCUUCUUCAGAGCUUGUUGGUGGUUUAAAAUUUCUUCAUUCUCUUUCUUCUCCUUCCAUGGAUUUUCAUCUUGGUACUGGUUUACCUUUUCCAAGGCUUCAACUUCAACAUCAACAAAAUCAUCAUAAUCUUUCUCCAAUAUUUAACCAGUUUUCAUCUUUUGGAGAAACUUCUUCUGCUAUGAAUCAUAAUAAUUACCCUGCUUCUUCAAAUUCUAUUGCUGGUUCUGCUAUGAAUUUUCCUUUUUCAGUUGGAAAUAAUAAUAAUUAUAAUGGUGCAAUUCAAGGGAUGAGCUCAAUGAAUAUUCAUAGUAACGUUGCUUCUUCUAUUGAAUCAUUGAGUUCUAUGAACCAAGACUUGCACUGGAAGCUACAGCAACAGAGAUUAUCUAUGCUGUUUGGUGGUGGAGAAAAUCAGCAGAAAGAAAAUAAUCAGACAGAGAAACCAUUGCAACCUAUUUUGUUUCAGAAUCUUGAGGUUACAAAGCAGCAAGAUGGUGGAAAUUUUUCUGUUGGAAAUUCAAGAAGAGAAAGUAUAAAUGGUGGAGAUACACCAACUGAGUGGUUUUUUGGUAAUUCUUAUGGUUCUGUUGCUGCUACACCAACUGCUAGUGGCGGCGGUGGUGGUGGUGGACAUGAUAGUGGAAGCAACUGGAAUGGUGGUGGUGGUGGCGGUGUUCAUGGUUGGAGUGAUGUGCAGCAGCAAUAUAGUGCUUUGCCCUAGUUUGAGGGAGGAUUGAGAUUCGGAGAGUCGGUGUAUGUUUGGAAUCACAGUGAAGUUCUCAGAAUCACAGCGAGUCACUGCGAAUAUAAAUUGGAGACUAAGUAUGAGGUAGAGAUUUUUCUAGAAAUUACUUAGGAAGAAAUUAUUUAAUAGGCCAACUUUGAUAUUUGAAUCAAAUUUCUUUAGGAAUAUGUUAGUUAUUAUGUAAUGGUGUUUACAUUGGCUUUAAAAGAAAACAUAUAUGUCAUGUAACAAAUGGGAAAAUUAAGACUAUAAUCUUUUAUCAUAUCAAAUUAUUACAA